Molecule: messenger RNA, 1272 nt
Organism: Aspergillus ibericus CBS 121593
Lineage: Eukaryota; Fungi; Ascomycota; Eurotiomycetes; Eurotiales; Aspergillaceae
Exons: 2
Coding region: 1-1272 (423 amino acids)
Source: RefSeq, a predicted model, not a curated record
AUGGAGCUCAGCACGAAGCGACGCACCUCCUUUUCCUUUCUCUUCGGAUCCCAGAAAUCCACCUUGGUAACCCAAAACCAGCCUACCCGGUAUUACGAUUUUGUUGACACUCCUGAAUUCUACCAGCCCCCAUCGCCGUUGAUCGAGCGACAGCAGGUUCCCAAAGAGCUGGAAGCGCAGAUACGUAAUGCCUGCACGUUGCUCGUCUGCCGGGUUGAACAAGGCGUGCCGUCGGGAGGCAAAAAGCGAGCUCGCGCAGUGACGACAAACACGGUGAUGCAGGAAUCGUCCAUGACCGCCCAGGUCGAUUCCAAGUAUAUGCUGCCAAAAGUAGGGGCCGAUGUGGCUGCUCUGAAGGACAAAUUCGACUCGGGGGUUGCCUUGACCCAGCAGCCGAGUAUGCAGGCCAUGAGGACACUCCAUUCUCAGUCUAAACAGCAAAGCAAAUCCGACAGUCUUGGGUCGGGACGAGCCACGUCGUCCCACUCGGCUGUCACCAAUGCAACACAGUCCAUGAGUCCUCCGCAAAGUAGACGAGGUAUGGGACAUCAUAUCAUGAGCUGGGGGAAACGGAGCAGAAGCCGAAGCUGCAGCCAAAGUCGCAGCCAAAGCACCGAAGCAAUUCUCGACGGUUUCAGUGAGCCUGUGGAUGAAGACAGCCACCCCGACAUUCUCACCGAAGACAACGUCGAGGUCUUUCUGGAUCCUGACGCUGCAAUCAUGUCCAGCGGAGUUGCCAGCUUCCAUUCACCACAGAUCCUCACCAACUCCUCUCCUGGCCUCGACACGUCCGGGAACUCUCCCUCGCACUGUCACUCGGGAGUAGCUCUCGAGACCCCGACCGCCAUCCCAUCCGAGUACACCGAUCCCAUGAUCCUGGACACUUUGGACGCCGAAUUCUGCAAGCAACAACCCGGAAUCAUCAUCGACAGCAGCGGCCUCGCGCACGUCCUUUCCGCCGCCGAAGAAACCCAACGUGCCAUGCACAUCCAACAAGCCGUGAGAGCCAAGAUGAAAUCCGGCACCAUCACCAACGUCAGCACCACCGCGCUUCCAGCAUGCCCGGACUCGGUCGAUGAAACUCAAAAUCUCCGCCCUGGCUCCAACGCAUCGCGAUUAAAAACCUCCUGGUCAGCCAUGAGCAAAGCCACGAGUCUGAAACGGAAGCCCCGUGGCGAUACAUCAAGUGAACCGACAGUGUUUCGCAAACUGGUGAACUUCUUUUCGAAACGUCGGCCCGUUAAUGUUGUUCAACCGGUGGGUACGUAUUGA